CUAGUGCAGAAACAUGUUACUUAGCUCAGAAGAAUCUCCCAUCUCCCAAAAAUGGAGAAACCUGCAGAGCUCGUGUUCAUCCCAUCCCCUGGUAUAGGCCACUUGGUUUCAACACUUGAGAUUGCAAAGUUCCUCCUAUCUCGAGACGACCAACUCUUGAUCACUGUCCUCAUCAUGCAGUCUCCCGCUGUUUCCAAAGGCACUGAUGCUUAUGUCGAGUCAUUUGCAGACUCUUCUUCUCCCAUAUCACAGCGUAUCAAGUUCAUCAACCUCCCACAAGUCAAUAUGGACCAUACGGAAGGCAGUGUCCGCAAUAGCUCAAUCGGUUUCGUUGAAAGUCAGCAACCCCAUGUUAAAGAUGCCAUCACAAAACUCAGCGAGUCCAAGACUCGACUUGCGGGGUUUGUCGUCGACAUGUUCUGUACGGAUAUGAUUGACGUGGCCGAACAAUUAGGGGUUCCUAGCUACGUGUUCUUCACCUCUAGCGCCGGCGCGCUCGGGCUAAUGUUCCACCUCCAAGCACUGCGCGAUCAAGACGGCAAGGACUGCACUGAGUUCAAAGACUCCGACGCUGAGUUGCUCAUCCCGAGUUUUGUCAAUCCCUUGCCAGCUGCUAAAGUCCUACCUGGCAGGUUAUUCGUGAAGGAGGGAGCGGAAUCAUUUCUCAACAUUAUGAAAAGGUUUAGAGACACCAAGGGUAUUUUGGUGAACACGUUCGCAGACCUAGAAUCGCAUGUCCUUCAUGCUCUUUCAUCUGAUGUCGAGAUCCCUCCCGUAUAUCCGGUAGGACCCUUACUUAACUUGAACACCAAUGAAAGUCGUGUGGAUUCGAACGAGGCCAAGCAGAAGUCUGAUAUCUUGAAAUGGCUUGAUGAUCAGCCUCCAUUGUCUGUAGUGUUCUUGUGCUUUGGAAGCAUGGGAAGCUUUGGCGAGGACCAGGUGAAAGAGAUCGCCCACGCCCUAGUGCACGCGGGCCAUCGGUUCUUGUGGUCCUUACGCCGGCCCCCACCCACAGGAAACAUUGCUUUUCCAAGUGACUACGAUGACCACACCGAAGUCUUGCCCAAAGGGUUCCUCGAUCGAACAGUUGGGAUUGGAAAGGUCAUAGGCUGGGCCCCACAAGUUGCCGUCUUGGCUCACCCAUCUGUGGGAGGCUUUGUAUCCCAUUGUGGGUGGAAUUCCACGCUUGAGAGUCUUUGGCACGGUGUGCCCGUCGCCACGUGGCCAUUGUACGCGGAGCAACAGCUGAACGCGUUUCAGCUAGUGAAGGAAUUGGAAUUGGCGGUGGAAAUUGAUAUGAGCUAUAGGAGCGAGAGUCCAAUUGUUGUGAGCGCAAAGGAGAUAGAGAGAGGAAUAAGAGAGGUGAUGAAACUUGACAGUGAUAUAAGAAAGAGAGUGAAAGAAAUGAGUGAGAAGGGCAAGAAAGCUUUGAUGGAUGGUGGGUCGUCGUACUCUUCCUUGGGACAUUUUAUUGAUCAGAUCUAAAAUUCAUGAUCAUAUGUAGAUCGGGUCCUCGCAUCAUAUUUUCUUCCGUUUACUCGCAACAACUAAAUGCAUUUCAGCUAGUUACGGAACUAGGGAUAGCCGUGGAAAUUGAUAUGAGUUAUAGGAAGGAUGGUCCGGUUGUUGUGACUGCAGAGAAAAUUGAGAGUGGAAUAAAGGAACUGAUGGAGCUUGAUAGUGAUAUAAGGAAGAGGGUGAAACAAAUGAGUGAUAAUGGCAAGAAAGCUUUGCUGGAUGGGGGAUCCUCAUAUGUUGCGUUGGGACACUUCGUUGAUCAAAUUUAAAGUUUAUGACCACAUUUCGGGAAAAGCUUUGAUAUUGACUAUGAUGGAUAAAUUCCAUUUAGUGUGUCAUAUCAUAUGGCCUUCAUGACUUUGAGUGUUUCAUUCUUAUGAUAUUUCCUUUUAUAGGAGCACGGUGAAAUGAAUAUAUAGUUCUUUUCCGUUUGGAGAAAGUGCAUGUUAUACUGUUUUUGAUUAUUGUGUAUAUUUUUAUCAAGUGAAACGCUCAAGGAAUGGAAUUCUUAUGAUA
Messenger RNA from Rosa rugosa (rugosa rose), 2034 nucleotides. RefSeq names its product putative UDP-glucose flavonoid 3-O-glucosyltransferase 3. Bases 52 to 1485 code for a protein of 477 amino acids. The transcript has a single exon. Gene Ontology annotation, molecular function: UDP-glycosyltransferase activity. NCBI's taxonomy places the organism in Eukaryota, Viridiplantae, Streptophyta, Magnoliopsida, Rosales, Rosaceae. The record is from RefSeq and is a predicted model, not a curated record.